Molecule: messenger RNA, 3554 nt
Organism: Mangifera indica (mango)
Lineage: Eukaryota; Viridiplantae; Streptophyta; Magnoliopsida; Sapindales; Anacardiaceae
Product: protein INVOLVED IN DE NOVO 2
Exons: 13
Coding region: 294-3365 (1023 amino acids)
Biological process (GO): gene silencing by siRNA-directed DNA methylation
Source: RefSeq, a predicted model, not a curated record
GGAAGGUCCAACUAUACGCACGGUACUCGCGUGGACAACAAUCUCUAUUUCUCAAUUUUCACGACCGAACGCACUCAAUUCCAAACACAAUUGAUUGACUCCAUGUAGCUCCUCUGACUUCACACACUUCACAGUAUCAAACCCUAACUCAGCUCCGCCAUUUUUCAUCGCCAUUACCCUACCAAACAUUUCUCUCAAAUCGGAGCUCACUGCUUCAAAAUCACACUCUCGAUUGAAAGCCGGAGACCUAUGCAGCAACAAUUGUUGUGAAGAUUCUAUUUGAGAAAAGUUUAAUGGGAAGUUCAAUGGAUCAAAGCUCAGAAGAGGAUUCAGAUAUAAGUGAAUCCGAAAUGGUUGAGUACAAAGAUAAAUCUUAUGAAAAACUGAAGAGUGGAAAGUACAAUGUGAAAAUCUCAGAGGAAAAUUUUAUAUGUCCUUACUGCCCCAAAAAAAGAAAGAGAGAUUUCCUUUAUAAGGAUCUUCUUCAGCAUGCUUCUGGGGUGGGCAAGAGUACUUCAGACAAAAGAAGUGUGAAAGAAAGGGCAAACCACCUAGCUUUGGCAAAAUACUUGGAGAAAGAUCUAGGGAAGGAAGGAAGUUCAUCAAAACGUGUGAAGGGAGAUGAGCCUCCUACUGGUUGUAAUCAUGAUGAAAAGUUCGUCUGGCCUUGGGUAGGCGUUGUGGUUAAUACUCCAACUAGAAGGGCAGAUGAUGGGCGGUUUGUUGGAGAAAGUGGAUCCAAGUAUAGAGAUGAACUGAUAAGGAGAGGAUUUAACCCAACAAGAGUUACUCCACUGUGGAAUUACCGAGGUCACUCGGGAACUGCUAUUGUGGAAUUCAAGAAAGAUUGGCCUGGUCUACAUAAUGCUAUGUCAUUUGAGAUAGCUUAUGAGGCUGAUCAUCAUGGGAAAAAGGAUUGGUAUGCUAGUAAUCAGGAAAAAUCUGGCAUUUAUGCAUGGGUUGCCCGUUCUGAUGACUACAAUUUAAACAAUAUUGUUGGGGAGCACCUACGCAGGAUUGGUGACCUUAAAACCAUUUCUGAAAUGAUGGAGGAAGAAGCUCGGAAGCAAGAUCAACUUGUAUCUAAUUUGACAAACGUGAUUGAGGAAAAAAAUAAGCAUUUGCAAGAGAUGGAACAAAGAUGCACUGAGACUUCAAACUCUGUUGAGAAGUUAAUGGUGGAGAAAGAUAAACUUCUUCAAGCGUAUAAUGAAGAGAUCAAGAAAAUACAACUAAGUGCACGGGAUCACUUUCAGAGGAUUUUUAGUGAUCAUGAAAAGCUUAAGUUGCAAGUAGAGUCUCAUAAAAAAGAGCUUGAGCUGCGUGGUGUAGAAUUGGAAAAGCGUGAGGCGCAAAAUGAAAGUGAGACAAAAGCUCUUUUGGAAGAGAUUGCAAAGAAUGCCAUGAGAAAUAGUUCGCUUCAAUUGGCCACAUUGGAGCAACAGAAAGCUGAUGAAAAAGUUAUGAAGCUGGCUGAAGAUCAGAAGAGGCAGAAGGAGGAGCUCCAUAAUAGGAUAAUUCAAUUGGAGAAACAACUAGAUGCUAAACAAGCACUAGAAUUGGAAAUUGAGCGAAUGCGAGGAACGUUAAAUGUGAUGAAGCACAUGGAAGAUGACGAAGAUUCUGAAGUUCUACAAAAGAUGGACAAGUUGAUUAAAGAUAUGAGAGAAAAGGAAGGAGAACUUGAGGAUUUAGAAGCAUUGAACCAAACACUAAUCAUUCGAGAGCGCAAAAGCAAUGAUGAGCUACAGGAUGCUCGUAAAGAAUUAAUUAGUUUCUUGAAAGAAAUAUCAACCCGUGCUCAUAUUGGUGUUAAAAGAAUGGGAGAACUUGACAAUAGAGCAUUCCUUGAAGCUAUGAAGAAAAAGUAUAAUGAUGAAGAAGCAGAGGAGAGAGCUUCAGAACUUUGUUCACUAUGGGAGGAAUUUCUUAAGGAUCCGGACUGGCAUCCUUUCAGAGUUGUUACAGUUGGAGGGAAUCAUCAGGAAGUAAUAAAUGAGGAUGACGAAAAAUUGCAAAGCCUGAAGAAAGAAUUGGGUGAUGAUGUGUACAAGGCAGUGACAUCAGCUUUAGUGGAGAUAAAUGAAUACAAUCCAAGUGGGAGGUACAUCACCUCAGAGCUCUGGAAUUAUAAGGAAGGAAGAAGGGCACCACUCAAAGAAGGCGUGGCAGUUUUACUGAGAUACCUGAAAGCAGCAAUGAAACGUGCAGGGGACUUGACCUCUCAAGGCCUAAAGAAAUAUUUUCAUCAUAAGCGAAGCAAACAGGAAGAGGCGAGGGCUGAAGGUUUUAAAUCUUUCGUAAUAGUGUGCAAAGAAUUACAGGCUCAAAAGUUUCUGAGUUUGCCUUUUGUCUCGAGACUGAAAAUGGAGGGAUGUAGUUAUGAAGAGAAGAAGAAAGCAUGUGAUAUUAAAACCCUUGAACAAGAGAUGGCUUACAAAAACCGGCGGCUACAUGAAGUGGAACAUAGGUAUGAACAAAUGCAUGCAAAUUUUCGCAAAGUCGCCAUUGGGCUUACGUGUAAGCUUAUUAGAAGCGACAAACGCCUCAAGGAGCAAGAGCUCAUGUACCAAGAAGAAAUAUCUUCAAGGGACUUACGAUUGCUUGAGUUCCAGCGGAAGUACAAUGAGACCUGCCAAGAGUUUGAGCAGCGAACUAAAGAAUUCGAAGAAUUGCUUGCCCAGAAAGAUUCAGAGAAAAGAAGCUUAAUGGAUCAAAUUGAUGAGCUUAAAUUGAAGUUGCAAAGUCAAAAUACUUUAGAAGGAGAUGGGGAUUUAACUGCUGAGAUCACUGAACUAAAGAACCAGUUAGAGGAAAACAAAGAAGCGUGGCAACAUUCGGAAAGCCUGAAUCAAACACUGAUACUUAAAGAGUUCUUGAGUAACCAAGAGCUGCAAGAUGCACGCAAAGAAUCAAUAAGUGUUUUGCAACAUAUGUUGGAUGGCCGCACAACACUUGCAAUUAAAAGAAUGGGUGAAAUUGAUAUAAAAGCUUUUCAAGAUGCAUGCUUGCUGAAGUUCACUGACGGAGACUGGCAAGCAAAAUCUGCCCAGUUAUGUUCAUCAUGGGAAGAACGUCUGGGGGAUCCUCACUGGUUUCCUUUCAAGAAAGUCACUGUCCAAGGCAACCUGCAAGAAGUAAUAGAUGAUAAUGAUGAGAGAUUGAAAACAUUGAGAAACGAAUAUGGGGAGGCUGCUUAUGAGGCUGUGACAAAUGCAUUGCUGGAGCUGAAUGAGUACAACCCGAGUGGGAGAUUUCCUGUGCUGGAGAUUUGGAAUCCAAAGGAAAGAAGAAGAGCCACGUUGAAAGAAAUUAUUGGAUAUCUAAGCAAACACUUGAAAACUCAUAAGCGUAAAAGAAGGUAGUCUAUUAUUUGGAUUGGAUAUUGCAAUGAAUAUGUUUACAAACUGUUCGGAUUUUCUAGUCUUCUCGGUUUUGCUUUUCAACAUCCAAAAAUUAUAGAUUGUUAUCAUUUAAAUGAAUGUUACACUUCUCUUGUAAAAUCUUAAAUGUCGUGCAAUUUUUAUGUAACUUAUCUCAAUCCAUUUCCUGAU